AUGACAAAAUUAGCUAGAAACAGCCUCUACGAGAUGCUGGCCACUGGCUCUGGGUCCUCCGCCAUCGCUGUGGUCUUUGCGGAGCGUGCAAUGCCUUGGAUUUCUGUGCUCAUGCCCAUCUUCGUCGGCGCCUCGGUAUUUGGGAGCAUCAAUGGUGAGGCGAUGUCGAUGUCUCGGCUGACCUACACAGGAGCCAGAGAAGGACACAUGCCUUCGAUACUCGCCAUGAUUCAUCACUGCAACUUUACUCCUAUUCCUGCCAUUUUGGUCUUGGUAAAACGCCUCGAAGUGCUUGACUCUUUAGUGUGUUUGCCGCUUCAGCUUGUCCUCGCUGUGGGUUACCAAUUCUACAGCGACCUCUUCGCCUUGAUCGAGCUAGCAGGUUUUGCGUUCUCCUUCAUUGCGGCUUUGGCAGUGGCCUCUCUCCUCUACAUGCGUUACAAGGAACCCAAUCUCAAAACAUCGUUCCAGGUCUUCCACGCGACUCAUUUUCAUAAUUAA
Molecule: messenger RNA, 501 nt
Organism: Echinococcus granulosus
Lineage: Eukaryota; Metazoa; Platyhelminthes; Cestoda; Cyclophyllidea; Taeniidae
Product: Cystine/glutamate transporter
Exons: 5
Coding region: 1-501 (166 amino acids)
Biological process (GO): amino acid transmembrane transport
Cellular component (GO): membrane
Molecular function (GO): L-amino acid transmembrane transporter activity
Source: RefSeq, a predicted model, not a curated record